Messenger RNA from Cyphellophora europaea CBS 101466, 1278 nucleotides. RefSeq lists its product as uncharacterized. The coding region runs from base 1 to 1278 and encodes 425 amino acids. Lineage: Eukaryota; Fungi; Ascomycota; Eurotiomycetes; Chaetothyriales; Cyphellophoraceae. The transcript has 2 exons. The record is from RefSeq and is a predicted model, not a curated record.
AUGGCGAAAUGUUACGGAACUUCGCGUUCACGACCAGAGCCACGCGGUGGCCAGAAGCGCCGGCCAGCACUGUACUCCACCUAUCCCUCAAUCCUUCCAUGUCCCGAUCGCAACGCGGGCACGGGACUCUUUCUACUUUUACUACGUCUCAAAUCCCUUGACAAGGUGCUGGAAGUUCUUGCAACCGUACCACGAGAUCCAGAGCAAAAGCUCGCCGCAUCUCAGCGGUCUUACGGGCUUGCGCUAGGAAAAACGCGCGCUGCCCUCGGUUACUCUGUUCAGCAGAUUGAUCGUUCGACAGUUCUAGCCGCUCUCGUUCUGGACAUAGUCGAGAAAGUUUUGAGCACCAGUGGACGCCCUCUGUCCGCUCAUGUUGACGGCGCGCUGGGUCUGGUGAAGUUGAUCGGCAUAGGCAGGUUCAAGGACUCGACAAGCUUGCAAGUUCUCAUAAGCCUGACAAAUCAGUCUAUGAUCGGAUCCUUGGCCUUGCAGCAGCCCAUUCAUCCCGAUGUCGUAUCUUUACGGUCUUGGCUAGAAGCCGGAUUACUAGCAGGCCAAUACCCUACGGGUGUGACUGAGUUGUUUGUACGCUAUGCUGUAUUGCAGAGCAGAUUCUCUACGAAUUGCACCGCGAACGAUGCUUACGUCUUGGAGUGCUACAGCAUGGACUCGGAGAUUGCUGGCUUGGAGCUCAACAUGCCACCCCUCUGGCAGUACCAGACUAUUGAGCUGGACGCAGCAUCCCAAGGACGGUUCGGGCAGUACUGCCAUGUCUACCCGCAUCGAAACAUCUGUCAGGCGCGGAACCUGAUCCGAGUCUGCCGGCUUUUGCUCAACGAGGCUGUACUUGAAUAUGCUUCGCCAUCGGCAGUGGACGGUGCCAGUGCAGGCCUCACAGAUAUAGCACGGGACAACGCUAUUCGUCUUGCCGGAGAGAUCUAUACCAGCGUUGCGCAGUUUGCCGACUGCAGAACACAUGCCAAGCACUCUCAAUCACAUGUGCCCAACAAAGUUCCGGACGUCACAAAUUGCCGCAGCCAUAGUCCAACUCACACGGGCGACUGCUACACGCUCAUAUUCCCUCUUUACGCCGCCGGGAGAACACACAUCUCGAAGCAUAUGAAACACCAGAUUCUCAACUAUCUUUACUACAUCGCCGACCACUUCCGCAUCCGCAACGCCAAAAAUAUCGCGCAAUCUCUGGAGCGGGAGCAGGGGCGACAACCUGGUGUCUGGGAUGUCUAUGCGAAGCUCGGAAGUUAUGCCUUCCACAUGUAG